AUGGAUGAUCCUGAACUUGAAGCUAUUCGUCAGGCUAGGAUACGCGAGUUGCAAGCUACUGCUGCUGCUGGGGGUGGAUCAAAGUCUUCAGAAGAUGAUGGCGAAAAGAAACGACAACAGGAAGAGACGAGGCAAACAUUGUUGACACAAAUUCUUGACAAUGAGGCUCGAGAGAGACUCGCAAGAAUUUCUAUUGUAAAAGCUGAAAAAGCUCGAGCCGUUGAAGAUCUUCUAAUUCGAAUGGCACAAUCUGGACAAUUACGUGGAAAAGUAAGCGAAUCACAGUUGAUCGAUCUUUUGCAACAAAUCAACCAACAGCAAAAGCCAGAGAAAAAGAUUGUGUAUAAUCGAAAUCGAAGAAAAUUUGGAGAAGACUCUGAUUAA
Messenger RNA from Dentiscutata erythropus, 384 nucleotides. Lineage: Eukaryota; Fungi; Glomeromycota; Glomeromycetes; Diversisporales; Gigasporaceae. The record is from the annotation of a GenBank genome assembly.